GCUUGCCGCAUUCUCAUUCAUUGUAACUUGCGAGUCUUCAAGGGUUUUUUUUUUCUUUAGGGCUUCCAACAUUCAAUUUCUUCCUUCCGUCGAUCAUCAAUGGCUGCCUCCAAUGCACGCAAUCCCAUCCCUGCCUCCCCUCUCAACUCUCAGAUCGACAAAGAUGUCCCUGGACUAGACAAUCCUAUCCCACUUUCUCCUCAAUGGCUUCAUCCUAAGCCAGGAGAGAAUAAGAUUGUGAUGUCGCCAAGGGAAAAUCGUCCCAGCCCUUUCACGGGCUAUGGAGAUCGCUCAACUUUCACCAAGUCUCCGGGAUAUGUCAAGGAGAUACAUGAGAACCAAAAGAAAAAAGAUGUUUUCAGACCGACUUUUCUUGAUGCAGAAUCCGGGCGUUGCGACCGUUGGCGUGAUGAAGAAAGGGACACCAACCCUUCAGCUCGUCAGGAUCGUUGGAGGGACGGAGGAAAAGAAAUGGAUGAUGAGCGGAAAGUUGACCGGGGGGUUGAUAAUUCAUCCACUAUGCAUUUUGGAGAAGCACGUCGAGCUGCAACUGACAGAUGGGUUGAUCCAAGCAAGGAGAAUAAUAAUGUGCAGCGUCGGGAGAGUAAGUGGAACUCACGCUGGGGUCCAGAUGAUAAAGAGGUGGAUAAGUGGAAUGAUGUUGGGAAACAAGGAGAUAUUCCUCAUGAAAAAGGGCUGCCACACGUAGCUAGUUAUGGGAAGGACGAGAGGGUAGCUAGUCAUGGAGAGGAUGACAGGAAGUGUGAUCAAUAUCGACCAUGGAGACCUAGUUUUUUGCAAAGUCGUGCAAAAGCAGAGCCUCCAAAUCAACAAACUCAAUUGACAAGCAAAGAAGGUCCUGCAGUUGGCCAUGGGAGAGGCCGUCGAGAAAAUGCUGCAACCUUUUCUUUUGGUCGUGGAAGGGUUAAUUUUUAUUCAGGUAGUAAUAACUAUUCUGUUCAUGGAGAGUUAUCUCCCUUCAGAUAUAACAGGACAAAGUUGCUUGAUAUUUACCGGCUGACUGAUUUAAAAUCUUCAAACAACACACUGGAUGGAUUGUUGCAAGUCUCCUCUCUUACUCAGGAAGAACCUUUGGAGCCUCUAGCACUUUUGGCACCUUCGCCUGAAGAAUCAGCUAUUUUGAACGGAAUUGACAAAGGAGAUAUAGUAAGUAGUGGUGCACCUCAGAUUUCUAAGGAUGGAUCUAGUGGGCGAAGCUCAAAUGAUUUUGUGCAAUCAAGAAGGACGAAACAUGGGAGCAGAGAUGAUGUAUCAAUUUCUCUUGAUGAUGAAAAUGAUAGACUUGACCAUACUACGGGUACUUACACACAAAUUUCAGAGAGCACAUCCCAUGAGAAGCAAAUGUCUGCAUUUUGUUACAGUGUUUCAAUUGAUCCCAAUGAAAAUCACCAGACGCACGCGGAUAAUAAGUUUAGGGUUACAGGUACCAGAGAUGCUGAUUCUGUUUUAAAGAAGGGCGAUGAUGUCACAGAUAAUAGAGAUUCUGCAAUGAAGGGGCGUGUUUGUACUCAGUCUGGAAUUCCAUGGCGGUCACCUUCUGUUGAACAGCUUGUAAACACGCAGCGACGUGAUUGGUUAGACGUUCCAAGUGAUAUUCACUCUAGAAGCUCUGACACCAGCUGCAAUGAAUUCAAAUGGAAAAUUGGUGAAGAUUCUGCUGUCAGGAAACAUCCUGCUGUUGUUGAUGGGGAGCAAGAGUCAAGAAAGCUUGUGCAAUCUUCACCAGAGUACCUAUUGCUUUAUUACAAAGAUCCACAAGGCCAAAUACAGGGUCCUUUCUCUGGCAGUGAUAUAAUUGGGUGGUUUGAGGCUGGAUAUUUUGGCAUAGAUUUGCAAGUUCGGCUGGUGAAUGCUCCAAUGGACUCUGCAUUCUCCUUACUAGGUGAUGUGAUGCCCCACUUACGAGCCAAAGCAAGGCCACCACCUGGAUUUAACACUACAAAGCUGAAUGAAGCAACUGAGCUUUCUAGUAGGACAAGCUUAAGUGGGCUUGGGAACAUUUUUUCUGGCUCCAGUGGUGUGGAUUUACUUGCGAAUGAACGCAGAAAUUCUCACGGGCUGUCAACUGAAGCUGAGAACAGAUUUAUUGAGUCGUUGAUGUCCGGAGAUGUCAACAGUAAUCUGGAGAAAUUUGCCUCCACAGAAGGUUUUGUUGAACAGACUUUGAGUAGUAUGCCGCCUGUGGGGACCGAAAGUGGAAAUGCUAUUUUGGCUCAAAGAGUAAACCUUGAACGGCAAAAGUCUUUGACUCAUCCUUAUCCGUAUUUGUCAGCAAGAGAUGGAGCCCCUGUUGUUCCAUCCUCUGACUUUGUUAGACAUUCCACUAUGCCACAAGCAAAUCUUCUUUCCGCUGUUGGUGGUAUGCCUCGGCAAGCUCUUUCUCAGAAUGUUGAGAUGAUGUCCAUUCUUCAAGGUUUAUCUGACAAGUCUUCAGGUGGAAUGAACGAUGGCCUUGGUGGUUGGCCAAAUUUCUCUGGACAAGGCAAUAUUGAUCCAUUCAAAGAUACAACUGACUUGCAUCACUCUCAAAGUUUUCCUCAAGGGGCAUACGGAAUACCGCAGCAGCAACAAAAUCAUCCAACAAUAACAAAUUUACUAUCCCAAACUUUGGAUAGUUCGACCGGCGUUUUACCUGACAAGCUACUUACUUCUGGUCUUACACAAGACCCUCAAGUGUUGAAUCUGUUGCAGCAGCAGUAUAUGCAAUUACAUUCUCAACAGUCCACUCCAAGCCAACAAUUGUCAUUGUUGGAUAAGAUCCUAUUGCUUAAGCAGCAACAAAAACAGGAGGAGCAGCAGCAGUUGAUGCUUCAGCAACAGCAAUUGCUUUGUCAGGUGGAGCAGCAACAAUUGAUGCGACAUCAACAGCAAUUACUUUCUCAGGCUCUAUCAGACCAGCAGGUUGUUCACCGUUAUGGAGAUCCAGCAUUUGGACAAUUAAAGUCCUCAGUGUCAUCUGUUGACCAGUUAAUUCUUCCUCAACACUCUCCUCUAUUGCAGUUGAACUCUCAACCUACGGUUUCUGGUAUGCUAGAUGCUAAAACUUCCAUCAUGCCUCAGCAAGUUUCCCAGGACUUGCGUCGUACAGUUCCUACUGAGGGCUCAUCUUUGCACCUGCCUCAUCAGCUGUUUGGAAAUCUUCAGCCUAAUCAGUCCUCUAUUUCGACAUAUUUUAACGACAUCAAGAAUAAUGAUUUAUCAUCAUUAUCAAAAAUGAUGGACAGUUUAACUACUUCUGAAGCAAUGGAGAAAUGCCAGAGUGCUCAUGCAUUGGAGAAUCCUGCUUCUGACGUUUUGACACAAUCUUCAAUAGGCCAGGUGGUAGAGAGCAAUCUAAAGACAGUACUGCCUACUUCAGUGGUGGACUCAGGCAUCAAUGUGAUGGUUUCUGACCCUGCAUCUUUUGACUUGUCUGAAUCAUCUGUGUGUAAAUCAUCUGCGGUGUCUCUGGAGAAUAAGAUCUUGAGUUUUGAGAGAACUGAUGAUGCUGAGCAUAUACCUGCAGUUGUUCCGGAGGAAACUGCUGUUAAGGAGUUCCAUGAAGAGGUAACAUCAUUAAAAGAAGCAAAAAAUGUUGAAACACGUGAGGUUAAGAAAAAUUCGGAUAAGAAGUCAAGGAAGCAAAAGUCUUCCAAAGCACAACCAUCUCCAGACCAAGCGAGGGGAGCCUCCAAAGCAUCCACUCAGAAAUUCAAGCAAUCUGAUGUUGAAGAAGCCCUUGCUGUAGAAUUGCCUGUAACUACUAAAGAAACUUUAGAUGGUAGGUCUGUGGAGAUAGCUAGAGAAAACAAGUAUUCCCAAGAAAUUGAUCUCUCUACCUCAACAAAUUUGCCUGUUGGUGCUUCUGAAUCUAGGGAGGCCAAAGGUGAGCAGAAGCAGAGUGAUGUCAUUACUCAACAAAGUGCUCAAUUAAAUUCUUCACUGAGCGCUUGGAAACCUGCUGUUUGUGUGAAGCCCAAGUCACUUAAAGAAAUUCAACAGGAAGAGCAAAAGAAGGCACAAAUGGAGAUCCCUGCCUCUUCUGUUUCUGCUUCUGUUAGUCCUUUGAGUCUCUCAUCUCCUUGGACUGGAGUUGUUGCCAAUGCUGAACCUAAAGUAUCUCGGGAAUUUCGUCAUGAUAUUGCUAUCAGCGAGCAUCAUUUGGGAAAAGGAGAGCUGUUAAAAAGCAAGAAGAGUGGACUGCACGAUCUUUUGGCCGCUGAAGUGUUAGCAAAGUCUAGUGACAGAAGUUUUGAGUUUGCUGACAAUGCUUCUAGUCUCCCACCAUUAUCUACAGUGCCUAGUCAGGGGCAUGUGGUUGAUGAUGAGAGUUUCAUUGAGGCCAAAGAUACCAAGAAGAGUCGCAAGAAAGCUGCAAAGGCGAAAGUUGCUGGAACAAAAGUUUCUGCAGUUGCUUCUUCUGCUGAUGGGACAGUGGCAUCAAGUCCUGGUGAGAAAGGAAAAUUUUCUAAACAUGUACAAGCUGAUAAGGAAGUUUUUUCGGCACCACCAUCUGGUCCAUCUCUUGGAGAUUUUGUACCUUGGAAGGGUGACUCAACUAGUCCUUCUCCUGCUCCUGCAUGGUCUACAGACACUGGAAAGUUUCCCAAACCCACAUCGUUGAGGGACAUCUUGAAGGAACAGGAAAAGAAGGUGGCACCAGUUGCGCAGUCUCCGAUAUCAACUCCUCAAAAACCUCAUUCAAGUCAGGUGCGUUCAGGUUCUUGGUCAAUAUCAGCGUCAUCACCAUCAAAAGAUGCAUCUCCAGUUCAAAUUAUUUCUCAACUUUCUCCACAAUCGAAGCAUAAAGGAGAAGAUGACUUGUUUUGGGGUCCACCUGAUCAGUCAAAGCAAGAAACCAAACAGGCAGUUUUUUCUCAGCUCAAUAACCAAGGGAGUUGGGCAACCAAAAGUACUCCCACAAAAGUAACACCUGGAGCUAGUAUUAGACGACAGAAGUCUGCUGGUGGGAGGGGUUUGGAGCACUAUGCUUCAUCAUCACCUUCGUCUGCACAAGUGUGUAUAAAAGGAAAGCAAGAUGGGAAUACAAAGCAUUUGGAGGCAAUGGACUUCAGAGAAUGGUGCGAGAAUGAAUCAGUUCGGCUUACUGGAAGCAAGGACACAAGUGUCCUGGAAUUUUGCUUGAAGCAAUCAAGAUCUGAAGCCGAGUCACUUCUCAUAGAAAAUUUUGGAUCUUUUGAUCCAAAUCAUGAGUUUAUUGAGAAGUUUUUGAAUUACAUGGAGUUGCUAUCAGCAGAUGUCCUGGAGCUCGCAUUUCUAAGUCGGAAUGAUCUGAAGGCCUAUAAUAAUGUAGCCAGAGAUAUGAAUUCUGACAAUUGUGGUUUUGAAGAUUUUGACCGAGACGGUGUCGCAGGUAACAACAGGUCUUCCAAAGGAGGGAAAAAGAAGGGGAAGAAAGGAAAAAAGGUUAGCCCCGCUGUUUUGGGGUUCAAUGUUGUCAGCAACCGCAUUAUGAUGGGCGAGAUCCAAUCUGUAGAAGACUAGGAGAGGUGCUAGUGUUGUAAAUACAUUGUCUCAACUAACUGUAAAUGAUUUUCCUUUUCGGCCCUUGUGUCCCUCAUCAUUAGAACUACAUUUUGUCGGCUUAACCAAAAUUUUGUGUACUGAUAUUAUGUGAGGGCCCUUUAUUUAUGUGGGCUUCAUAGAGAACUAACAGGCUUUGUUUCGAGUCAGCUAAACAAACUUUCUGAUUUUCGACCCUUGGUUCUGCUUGUAAUUUUUUUUUUGUAUUGUAGAAUUGGCAGUUUACUUUGCCUCAGCAUUGGGUAUGUUAAUGUUAUGACCCAUGUUCUUGACCCAUUCUUGUACUCUGUUGGACGAAAACCAGAUACACAUGUCCAACUUCUAUUGGUACCUUUGAAUUUAGUAGAAGCAUCGAUAUUAUCUUACACUAUUAGGGCAUGUAUGGUAUAACAUGGUAAAUCAAAUGGGAUGGAAUUGGGUAAAAGGGAGGAAUUCAUAUACCCUCUAUUC
Molecule: messenger RNA, 5994 nt
Organism: Amaranthus tricolor (Joseph's coat)
Lineage: Eukaryota; Viridiplantae; Streptophyta; Magnoliopsida; Caryophyllales; Amaranthaceae
Product: protein ESSENTIAL FOR POTEXVIRUS ACCUMULATION 1-like
Exons: 10
Coding region: 100-5505 (1801 amino acids)
Molecular function (GO): protein binding
Source: RefSeq, a predicted model, not a curated record